Gastrolobium bilobum is the source of this 720-nucleotide messenger RNA. Its product is annotated as transcription elongation factor 1 homolog. NCBI's taxonomy places the organism in Eukaryota, Viridiplantae, Streptophyta, Magnoliopsida, Fabales, Fabaceae. Gene Ontology annotation, biological process: transcription elongation by RNA polymerase II. Bases 137 to 406 code for a protein of 89 amino acids. The transcript is spliced from 5 exons. The record is from RefSeq and is a predicted model, not a curated record. Gene Ontology annotation, cellular component: transcription elongation factor complex. Gene Ontology annotation, molecular function: RNA polymerase II complex binding.
CCUUUGUUCUGUUGUACACUUGUACGCGUCGUCAAUACGCUUUCCUUUCAUUUUGCGAACACUCUCUAAUCUCUCUCUACCUCGGAAAUUUGCGGAUCGUGGUCGGUUCCUGACUCAGAAUCAUUGGAUUUGAGCUAUGGGAAAGAGGAAGGCAAAAACAAAGCCACCUCCAAAGAAACGAAUGGAUAAGCUUGACACUGUCUUUAGCUGCCCUUUCUGCAAUCAUGGCACCAGUGUUGAAUGCCGCAUUGAUAUGAAGAACUUGAUAGGGGAAGCUUCUUGCGGGAUAUGUCAAGAGAGCUUUAGCACUACCAUCACAGCUUUAUCUGAGGCAAUAGACAUAUACAGUGAAUGGAUUGAUGAAUGCGAACGGGUGAACACCGUCGAGGAUGAUGGUGCUCAGUGAUUGUAAGAACUAAGAAUCCAGUUUUAGUGGCAGUGAAUGGAAUAACUGUCCAGCCUGUAAUUAUGUCAGUUCCGGUUGUGAGCACCAAUGCCACUACAAGCUUAGUUCCUAUGUAAACUUUAAACAGAUUGUAAUGCAUCUAUACAAGAACAUAAGAAUAAUUGUCUAUUUGAAUGAAGCCACUUUGAUCGGAAGCUAUGUUAGCCCUAUUUUAGUUUAAUAUUAGGGUAUGUGUUGGUUGCAUAUGUAAAGCUGAAAGCUCUUGGAUCUUCUUUUCCUUUAGGAGCAACCUGGAGAAAGGGGUUUGACGUGGA